UACCCUCCCUUCUUAUACAGGCAGGCGCACCACGCUCGCACGUACUUACGUACGUCGGCACCCAGCAGCCAACAAACCAAUAAUAAGUAAAUAAACCAGCCAUGGGGAGAUCAAACCACGCGCUGCUCCUCCUGGUCGUCGCCGUCGCGGCGGCGACCUGCUCCUCGGCUGCGGCCCAGGUGGUGCCUGCCGAGGUGUCCGAAGUCUGCAAGGGCACCCCUUACGCGGACCUGUGCAGCGCCACGGCCGGGAAGCAGGCAGGGCACUACCCCACCGUGGACGCGCUGGCGGUGCUCAACAUGCAGGUGGACGCCUUCGCGAAGCGCACGUCGGCCGCGCGGGAGCGCGUGACCCAAAUGUCAGCCGGGGCGACCCCCGGGGCCAAGAAGGCACUGGAGACGUGCGAUACCCUCUACUCUGACGUGGAGGACAACCUCGGUGCGGCACGCCGCGCCAUCGGCUUCAAGGACGCCACAACCAUCCGAGCCAUGAUGGGCAUGGCGGCCCAGGACAUGCAGAACUGCGACGAGGAGUUCAGGAUUGCCGGCGAGAAGAACCCCAUGGACCGCUUCGACCAGUCGCUCCUCAGGAUAUCUGAGAACUGCCGCGCCCUCUCCAACAUGAUCUGAUUUCAUGAUCGCAUCUCGUCUCAUCGGAUCGGACACGCGCGUAGACGAUCGAUCGAUCGACCUGACAUUGAUUGGCACUGCCAUUAACGUUGAUUUCACGUCUUUUUGUACUAAUUUCUUUCUGUUCGUCUCAUCUUGUAUACUGGUGAGAUGUGUUAAUUACCCGAUCUUGGGAAGGGGAGGCGAAAUGGAAUAUAUUUCUGAAUCGCA
Molecule: messenger RNA, 839 nt
Organism: Hordeum vulgare subsp. vulgare (domesticated barley)
Lineage: Eukaryota; Viridiplantae; Streptophyta; Magnoliopsida; Poales; Poaceae
Exons: 1
Coding region: 102-629 (175 amino acids)
Molecular function (GO): enzyme inhibitor activity
Source: RefSeq, a predicted model, not a curated record